Messenger RNA from Lycium ferocissimum, 701 nucleotides. Its product is annotated as DNA-directed RNA polymerases II and V subunit 8A-like. The transcript is spliced from 5 exons. Gene Ontology annotation, biological process: DNA-templated transcription. Gene Ontology annotation, cellular component: RNA polymerase II, core complex; RNA polymerase I complex; RNA polymerase III complex. Lineage: Eukaryota; Viridiplantae; Streptophyta; Magnoliopsida; Solanales; Solanaceae. The record is from RefSeq and is a predicted model, not a curated record. Gene Ontology annotation, molecular function: DNA-directed RNA polymerase activity. Bases 141 to 578 code for a protein of 145 amino acids.
AGCCUUUUCCGAAAAAUAAAUAACAGGGGACCGAAAGUGUUAUUCUCCCAAAUUAUAAUGUUCUCUCCAUAUAUCUAAAAUUCCAUCGCUAUUUUCAGUACCGCUGUCGAAUCUAUCGCGGUGUUAUCAGGUUCUUCAAGAUGGUUGAAACUCUUUUCGAAGAUAUAUUUACCGUCACUCAGAAAGAUCCUGAUGGGAAGAAAUUUGAUCGAGUUAAUCGCAUUGAAGCACGGAGUGAGCAGUUUGAUAUGUUCAUGCUGCUGGAUAUAAACACUGAAAUAUAUCCUAUGCACGUGAAAGAGAAAUUUAUGAUGGUUUUAGCAUCUACUUUGAACUUGGAUGGGACACCAGAUACUGGUUAUUUCAUUCAGGGUAACAAGAAAUCGCUUGCUGACAAGUUCGAAUAUGUCAUGCAUGGGAAGCUAUAUAGGAUCUCAGAGGAAGGUUCAGGGAAGCACGUUAAAGCAGACAUUUUUGUUUCAUUUGGAGGACUUCUGAUGCAGCUGAGAGGAGACCCAUCCAUUGCAGCUAAGUUUGAGCUUGAUCAGAAGCUUUUCAUUCUCAUAAGGAAGGUUUAAUCGAUGUAAAAAUUUGGUAAUAACCCAAUUUAACUUAAAAUGCGAUGGAGUAUAUUCAGACUUCUCUAUAACAGUCAUCCUCUAUUACAAUAUUUCACUAUAACGGCCAUGUUCCCUGUCUAA